CGCCGGGGUCGGUGAAGGUGAGUUGGGGUCGAAGCUUUGCUUAAACUUUACUCCUAGCACUCACCUGCUUUAGCCAUUGCAUUCUCCUCUCCCGGCCUUCUCCGUAGCUCCCAGGCCUCUGCCACCCAGGGUGUACUCCUGGGUCUCUGCUGUGUGCCUCCGGGAAGGCCAGUACUUCCCGGGCCCUGACUCCACCUGUCAGAAGGGAGCCAGGGACAUGGUUCUAAGAUGGCUGGACGAAAGCUUGCUCUGAAAACUAUUGAUUGGGUAGCAUUUGGGGAGAUCAUCCCUAAAAACCAGAAAGCCAUUGCUAAUGCUUUGAAAUCCCAAAAUGAAUUUCUUACUACCAGAUUGGCUGCCUUGUCCGAGAAGCCGCAAGUGAUCAACUGGGCUUUUUACAAGCAAAAUGUUGCCAAGCCUGGUCUUGUAGAAGAUUUUGAGAAGAAGUUCAAUGACUUGAAGAUACCCAUACCAGAAGAUAAAUUCACUUCCCUAGUGGAUGCUGAAGAAAAGGAAGAUGUGAAAAUUGGUGCUGAGUUUGUGAAAGCUUCAAAUGCUAGGAUUGUAGAACUUCAGAAGGAGCUGGAAAAGAUCAGGAAUAUAAUUCCUUUUGAACAGAUGACCAUUGAGGAUUUGAAUGAAGCUUUCCCUCAAACCAAACUGGACAAGAAGAAUUAUCCUUAUUGGCCCCACCAGCCAAUUGAGAACCUUUAAAAUUGGAUCUCAGAGGAAGCUGUGACCUUCCUGUCAUAUGCUCUUGAAAUUUCAAAUAAAGCAAUUGUACAGCCUUA
Monodelphis domestica (gray short-tailed opossum) is the source of this 791-nucleotide messenger RNA. The record is from RefSeq and is a predicted model, not a curated record. Lineage: Eukaryota; Metazoa; Chordata; Mammalia; Didelphimorphia; Didelphidae.